This is a messenger RNA of Ophidiomyces ophidiicola, 2688 nucleotides long. RefSeq lists its product as uncharacterized. Gene Ontology annotation, biological process: proteolysis. The record is from RefSeq and is a predicted model, not a curated record. Gene Ontology annotation, molecular function: serine-type endopeptidase activity; tripeptidyl-peptidase activity. The coding region runs from base 1 to 2688 and encodes 895 amino acids. Gene Ontology annotation, cellular component: cell wall; membrane; cytosol. The transcript is spliced from 4 exons. Lineage: Eukaryota; Fungi; Ascomycota; Eurotiomycetes; Onygenales; Onygenaceae.
AUGGUGGUGCUACAAAGUUAUCUAGCACUGGUGCUAGGGUUGUUGAUACCACGCUCCCUUGCAUUCUCUCGUGAAACCGCCUCUCAGGUCAAGGGCGCAUAUAUUGUCGAAUUUAAAGAUAAUAUCAAAAUCACUGCCGACGACUUCAUCGCAGAAGUUAAGUCGAAAGAAAAACUUUCGUUGACCCGACGUUUUGAAUAUACGUCGUCUAUUUACAGAGGGCUUUCUUUCGUCCUUGACGACAAAAAAAAUGUCGAGGCCGCCGUUGCAAAGAUCUCUGCCAUGCCAGCUGUGAAAAACAUAUUUCCUAUUCACGCUGAUACAGUAACGGCACCACCAAAUCUGGAACCAAGACGCUUUGUACCUCACGGCCGCUCUAAACGUAGCUCUGAGGCCAGCCCUGAACAGUAUGUUGAGGAGCCCUGGCAUAAGAUUACAGGUGUGGACCGCCUUCGGAAGCUAGGGUACACUGGGAAGGGCAUAACAGUCGCUGUUCUGGACGGUGGCGUCGAUUAUAAACACCCUGCUCUUGGUGGGUGUUUUGGAAAGGGCUGUCUUAUCUCCUUUGGACGCGACUACAUUUAUAACCAAACCACUCCCCUUGAAUCAACUGGUUAUCAUGGAACCCAUGUCACGGGAAUUAUCGCUGCUCAGAAAAACCCUUUUAAUUUCACUGGAAUUGCCCCUGGCGUGACCUUGGGCCAUUACCGCAUUCUUACAGAGCGUCCAGAGCCACCGCAUUUCCUGGGAGACGUCGUUGUUCAUGCAUUACUGGACGCAUUUGAACAUGGGGUGAAUAUUAUUACAGCUUCAAUUGGCGCCGUCUCGGGUUGGAGCUACGGGCCCGUCGCACUCCUUGUGGAGAGAUUAACGGAAAAAGGUGUCGUAUGUCUCUUCGCAGCCGGGAAUAACGGUGUUAAUGGUGCCUACCUCACAAACCAUAAUCUGGGUGGGCUUGACAGCAUUGGAGUUGGCUCUGUCCAUAAUACUGAAAUACCAGCUCUUCUUGCUACCGGAUUUUAUACUACCUCAGAUGGCAAAAAGGGGGAGUUUGGCUGGAACAGAAGAGCCGACUUCCGCAAUGGAACGUAUGGUCUCACGAUGAUCGGCCCUGAUGCCUGCAAUCCUCUACCAUCCAACAUCAGCCUUUCUGGUAAGACCGUAUUGAUUGCGAGGAGCAAAUGCAACAUUCAAGAACAAAUCAUCAACCUUUCAGCCCGGAAAGCGGAAAACGUUAUCGUAUACAAUAACGAUGAUAACGUCGAAAUCACUGUCCGUGAUCUUGAAGAUAGCGGUAAUGAUAUUUCUCGGCCAGCCAACAGUACCAUUCAUGGCAUUGCAUUUCUGCCCAAAUCUUUCGGCGAUGCUCUGAAGUCCGUCUUAGCAACUGGGCCUGUGAAUAUCACUAUGACAAGCUGGUCUUCAUCGCCUCCACUGUUUCAUGUUCAGAGGCACCCCCCCUAUCCAAGGGCAGUCACAUACUCUUCACAGUGGGGUCCGUCGAAUUCUUUGCGCUUCCUUCCCACAGUCCUUGCACCUGGAGAAUACAUCUUUUCGACAGUUCCUCGCAAAAUUGGUGGCUAUAGGACCGAUAGCGGUACUUCUAUGGCUACCCCAUAUCUUGCUGGUAUUGUUGCACUUCUUAUGGAAGCACGGGGAACACUUUCUCCUGCCGCCAUCAAUUCACUGCUCAGUACUACUUCACACCAACUGCCUCAUUUUGAUGGGGACAAUAUCCAACCAUAUCUGAGCCCAGCAAUAAAGCAAGGGUCGGGUCUCGUUGAUGCCUACCGAGCCCUCAAUACUAUGACAAUAAUCAAGCCUUACAACAUCCACUUCAAUGAUACAAAACACAUGCCGAAAUAUGUUUCGCUUUCUAUCUUAAAUACUGGCACGUCUCCCAUAACCUACAAGAUUGGGCAUGUGCCUACCCAGACAGUGUAUUCACUAAAUGAUAAUUCUUCCACCCCCCCAAACGUCCCCGACAUUCAAAUGGUGCCUGUUUUUGCGACGCUCACUUUUUCUCAUUCCACCGUCACCGUCUCUCCAGGUCAAAAUGUCACCAUAAAGGUGAGCGCUAAACUUCCUGAAGGGUUGGAAAAAUCCAGAAUUCCUCUGUACAGUGGCUAUGUGACGCUCAAUAGCACAGAAGGGCCGCUUGUUGUUCCCUAUCUUGGGGCUGCUGGGGUGAUGCGAGAUGCUCCUGUUCUCGAUAGUACUCAUCCCAAAAGAAAUUAUCUCCACACCGGCGCAACUGGACCCCCCGUCAAAGAGGGACAAGUUUUCUAUCUCAGCCCCUCUAAUACACCAGAUGGCGACACAGACAUUUGCCCUACAUUUGCCUGGUGGAUGUCCAUGGGAACUCCUCUCUUCGAUUUCAAAGUUGUGUUGGCAAGCAAUCACACCGCGUCAGCAAAUGAUUCUACGAGUGGGGUAAUCGGCUCCGUCGAGCACUUUCCACAAAGGUUUCAAGAAAGAAACUUUCUCGAUACCCUCAGUAGUCAUUUUAAUGGUAGGCUAAACAAUGGGAAGCGUGUGCCGGAAGGCCUUUACUUUUUGCGUGCUCGUGCGUUGAGAAUCAACGGAGAUGAGAAGGAUGCAAACGAUUGGGAUAUCAUUGAGACUCCUAGAUUCGAAAUCCGGUAUCGCCUACAGGGGAACAAUACGUCCCCGGCCCGUUCUCCUUAG